CUUAUGCUUAUGCCCACUGUGAGCCGCUCUGGGCAGUUCAUUUCCUAGAACCAUGGAACGAACCAUUCAUGUUCUGUUGAGAAUUCUGGUUUUAUCCUUUUUGAUCAACUAGGCGCGGUUCAAUCCCGACUGUCCAAGCAGGAUAUACUACUUCCAUCCCAAAAACCUCUCUUAGGAACCCUGAUUCCUGUCCUCACCAGACGUGUUUGUUAAGCGGCAGUUGUGGGCCUGGCAACUGUGGGCGGAAAAAGCCAGAGCCCCGCCCCCGGAGGACUCCAACGUUUCAGGAUCUUCAUCUUUAAGAUCUGCCCCCUCAACUUUUUGAAAGGGCUGGGCGAAGAGCGCAGCUGUCACCUCCUUCUCUCCACCCGCGGGCUCUCACGUGCGUUCGAUUGCUCAAUAACAGCACUCCUUCUGGGACUUCCUGGUCGCCGCGCCCAAUCAGAGUGUUGUUUCCGUCCUGACCAUUGUCAGCCGGUGGCCAAUCGGCGCACCUCUACAACGCCCCUUAAAGGAGCCGCCAAGGCCUUCCCAGCCGGGGCGAAGCAAUUCCUCGGUUCCUGCCCCCAACUGCGGUAUGGAGUCGCCUCGGGGGCGGCCUGGGCCCGAGGCGGACCUCCUGGCUCUAGGAGAACAGCAAGCCGCGAUCUUCGGCGGCGGCCCGGGCCGAACGCCCUCUGAGCCGCCCGCAGGCCUCCGGCUGUCCGGAGAGGAAGAGGCCGAGAACGUUGAGGGCACGAGCCGCCACCCCAGGGCGUCCCCAAAGACUUCGAGCUGCAGCUUCGUCCACCGGCCGGAACGGGAGCCUCGGGAGGAUGAGCUGGGCCGGGGAGGAACCCCGUCUGGGGCAGAGAGCUGCCUGGGGGCGCCGGGUCCCGAGCAUGAUCCGCAUGGGUCCUUGCGGCUCAAGAACCCUGAGCCGCCAGAGGACAAGCCUGCGUCUGAGAGGGUCUGCCGUCGGGGGAGCCCUGGAGGCGGCGGGAUGGAUGGUGAGCAGGAGAAGGAAGACGAUGAGGGGGAGGCGGCAGCCGGCAGGACUGGCCGUUCGUUCUCCAGCCGCCUUCAGGACAGCCGCAGCCUGGACGGGCUGAGCGGGGCGUGCGGAGGCGCUGGGUCCGCAGGGGGUGCCGAGUAUGGCCCGGGCGGCGGGCGGCGCGCCACCAUCUCCAGCCCCCUGGAGCUCGAGGGCACGGUGAGCCGCCAUGGCGACCUCACCCACUUUGUCGCCAACAAUCUGCAACUGAAGAUCCGUCUGAGCGGCGCCCCUCAACCCCCGCCCCCUGCCCCUGCGCGGCCCUGUUCAGCGCCGACACCCACUCCGGCCAUCCCUCCCAUCGAUCCCGACGUGCUGCGGGACCUGGAGCGGCUGAGUCGGGAGCUGGGCGGCAGGGUGGACCGUCUGCUUCGCGGGUUAGGUGGUGCGGUUCAGGAGCUGACAGCUCUGAGUGUGGGCUGCAUCCAGACCUACCGUGAUGCCGUGGACUCCUUAGGCGAAGCUGUGGACAUGAGCAUCAAGGGCAUGUACACCCUGCUGGCGCGCUGUGAGGAGCUGGAGCGAGCUCUGCAGCCGGUUCAGGGGCUGGCACGCCAAGUCCGGGAUAUCCGACGCACUCUGGAGGUGUUGGAGGCCCUGUGCAAGUGACCAGGAGGGCAGGAGAGGCCUGGCAAGGCCAGGUAUCAGCAGGAUCUUAAGGACUCUUCAAGGAGCCUUGGUGGGAACCUGCCCACUGAGGGGAGGCCUAUGCAUUGGAAGCUUUUCCAGAUAACGUUUAGCCGGCCCGCGACCACUCGCUAGACCUUAUGCAGGUGUAUAUGGGAAGUUCUAAAGGCCCUUCUGGUGGGAGGAGGUGAUGCUCUGCUUCUAUUCAGUUGGCUAUCUGCAGCUACCUUGUUCUCCUCUCUUCCCUAGUUAGAGCACUAUCUCUGGGAAACCAGGGCUUUAGCUCUGGGUUUGGGAGACAUGACUGCCAUUAUGCGAUCAAGAAAGGAGAACGGUGGCCCAGUCCCCACUGUGGCCACCCUGACCUCCAGUGGUCACAUCUCAUGUGCCAGAGACUGUGGGAGCUUAAGUGGUCCUUGACCACACACCAUGCAGACAAGGAUGCACACUUGCAAAUGGAUAACCUCCCGCUUCUGCGCUCUGGUCUCCUACCACCCCAUUUCCCCAGCCAUAACCUGGGUGGAGCUGGAAGAAUGUAUUGCAUGGUAGAGGGGGUGACUUGGGAGUCGUCUCACUGCUCUCAGGGUUCAGUUAGAAUUGUUGCUGGUUUUGAAGCCCACCUGUUGUGGCUUUCUGAGUUUUUGUGGAAUUAAAGUGCUGCUGCUGCUAA
Phacochoerus africanus (Common warthog) is the source of this 2330-nucleotide messenger RNA. RefSeq names its product BLOC-1 related complex subunit 6 (gene BORCS6). The transcript has a single exon. Gene Ontology annotation, biological process: lysosome localization. Lineage: Eukaryota; Metazoa; Chordata; Mammalia; Artiodactyla; Suidae. The record is from RefSeq and is a predicted model, not a curated record. Bases 578 to 1642 code for a protein of 354 amino acids. Gene Ontology annotation, cellular component: BORC complex.